Molecule: messenger RNA, 1122 nt
Organism: Entamoeba invadens IP1
Lineage: Eukaryota; Evosea; Mastigamoebida; Endamoebidae
Product: cation efflux protein/ zinc transporter, putative
Exons: 2
Coding region: 1-1122 (373 amino acids)
Biological process (GO): monoatomic cation transport; transmembrane transport
Cellular component (GO): membrane
Molecular function (GO): monoatomic cation transmembrane transporter activity
Source: RefSeq, a predicted model, not a curated record
AUGACGGAGAGCAAAGAGAAAAAUAUGACUAAAGAAGAGAAGAUCGGAGAGAUCGAAAUGAAAGAUGAGAAGAAGGAAUCUGCGUUCUAUGAGAUCGGUCACGACUCAUGGAAGCUCUAUAAAGAGAAAUUCAAUGUUGGAGCGACGAAUAAGAACAAGAAGUUAAGGAAGUUCUAUAAAGAGCAGUCCCGCUUUGUCGACAACCUUUUUGAGGAACCUGUUGAUGAGAAAGAUGACAUUGGUGGGUGGCCCACAAAAAUAGCUAUCUAUGGGAGUUUUGCUAUUAACUUGUGUCUCUGUGUCACGAAGAUUGUUGCUGCUGUGUUUUCGGGGUCACUUACAGUCAUAGCAAGUGCGUUGGACUCAUGUUUGGAUAUUGUGUCUGGUGCCGUUGUCUUCAUCACGGCGCUCUUGAUGAAGAAGCCGAACCCUAGUAAGUACCCGAUAGGGAAGAAGCGGAUGGAACCAUUAGGGAUUAUAGUAUUUGCGACUGCUAUGUUUACUGCGACGAUUCAAUUGUUGACAUCAGCAGGACAGACUCUUCUAGCUGGGUCUUCUGAGUUUGAGAUGUCGAUCUUCCCCAUCUGUGUCAUUGGUGCCACUAUCUUCUUAAAGUGUUGCUUAUUCCUGUAUUGCAGAACGGUGAAUAACCCAGCUGCUGGUGCGUUAGCGGACGAUCACCGGAAUGAUAUCUUGACCAACACCUUUGGUAUGUGUAUGUCUAUAGUUGGGUAUUACUACUUCUGGUGGUUGGAUGCUGUAGGUGGUAUUGUCUUAUCGUUCUACAUCAUGUUAAAUUGGUUCAUGACAUUACUGGAAUAUCUCUCGAUUAUGUCCGGAAAAGCAGCGCCACAAGAGUUCAUCUCACAGAUCAUCUUGACGUGCUGGAACCACGACCCGAGAAUUAAGGCAAUUGAUACUGUGAGAGCAUUCCACUUGUCAAUGGGGUAUAUGGUAGAAGUCGAUAUCGUUUUGAAUGAAAAUAUGACACUAGCUGAAGCCCAUGACAUCGGGGAGACUCUCCAAACCAAAAUUGAGAAACACCCCAAUGUGGAUCGUGCCUUUGUCCAUUUGGAUUACAAUGAUGACCAUGAUGUGUUUAACGAGCACGAACAGGAUUGA